GCAGCCUUGGGUAAAAUAAUCGGACAUAACUCCACUUCGACUUUACAACGCAAUACACCUCAACACCAAGUAAUCAUGUCGACACUCGCAGACGAGCUUCUACAGGAUUUCGAGGACUCUGGGUCCGAGGGAGGCGACCAAAAAGAUGAAGGACUAUUCCCAAAUGACGAUGGUCCCAAGGACAACAACACCCAGACCCUAGGCGCAAAUGGAGAGGGCAUGGAACUGGAUGGCGAUGAAGAGGAGGUAGUCGAGGACGAGGCAAUGGGAGGAAUGAACGACUCGGGCGUCGACGUCGAGGAUGAAGAGGAAACCAAAGCCAAAGUUGAGAAGAUGGAAUUGGGCGGCGUGGAUGAUGUUAGAAGUGUCGCGCGACUUAUGAAGACCCUGGAGCCAGUAUUAGAGGUUAGUACCCUUUUUGUCUCCCCUCCUCUACUCUAGAAAUGCAUUGUUUACAUUGCCCUUUUCCGUGUUAGCCCUGACACCCCGGAACGUAUAGAAAAUCGCCCACUUUCAAUCAUUACCACCCGAGAAGCAAACCACCUUUGUCGGCUCGAUCGAAGAUAAUCCCGAGUAUAAACUCUUGACGCAGUCAAAUACUUUGUCUACUUCGAUAGAUACCGAAAUCAUGAUUGUUCACAAAUUUAUUCGCGACCACUAUUCCAUUCGGUUUCCUGAAUUGGAGACUUUGGUUACCAAUCCUAUGGACUAUGCGAAAGUUGUGACCAUCAUUGGGAAUGGACCUAUGGACGGAGAUAGUAUCAAGGCGUUGCAGACCUCGAAAGAAAACCGAUUAAACGCUACUUUACGGUCUGUAUUGGAUGGACCCUCGGUUAUGAUUGUUACAGUUGAAGCAACGACAACCAAAGGACGCGAAAUGUCAGAAGUUGAGCUGGAGAGAGUUAUGAGAGCUUGCGACAUGACUUUGGCACUCGAUAAAGCGAAGAAGACUUUGACAGAUUAUGUUCAAUCUCGAAUGAACUUGUUUGCUCCCAAUCUUACAGCGCUUAUCGGAUCUCUGACUGCGGCGCAACUUCUGAAUUUUGCCGGAGGGCUUACCGGUCUCGCAAAGACACCAGCUUGCAACUUACCACCUCUGGGAUCGAAAAAGCAAUCUGGAACUGGAUUUGCGACUAAUGUUGGAGUUCGACAGCAAGGAUUUUUGUAUCAUUCUCCUAUCAUUCGCGGAAUUCCCAAUGACCUGAAAAGACAAGCUAUGCGAAUCGUUUCUGCAAAAGUAGUUCUCGCAGCACGUGUUGACAGAGUCCACAACAGCACCGAUGGCUCAACUGGAGAAGAACUCAAAGCAGCAUGCUUAGAACGUCUCGAGAAACUCACCGAGCCCCCACUAAAUAAAGGCCAAAGAGCUCUCCCUGCACCAGACGACAAACCCGCGAGAAAACGUGGUGGACGAAGAGCCAGAAAGGCCAAAGAAGCAACUGGAAUGACCGAUCUCCGAAAAGCCCAAAACAGAAUGAUCUUCGGAAAAGAAGAAAAGGAAGUUGGACUUGGCUCUGGAGACGGCACGAAGGGUCUUGGAAUGAUUGGCCAAGCAAACGAAGGUCGAAUCCGAAAUCUGCAAGUUGAUCAACGCACGAAGGCCAAACUUUCUGCGAAGAAUAAGGGGUGGGGUGCUGCUACACCAGUUGGUGGAUCAGCAUCCUCGCUUCGUGGCUUCGGUCAGGGUGCGGGUUCAGGUAUUGAUUUGAGAGGAAAGGGAUUAAGAGCUGCUGGUGUUGGCAGUACGGCGGGAGCAGGAGCUGGUACUGCUUCCUCCCUUGCAUUUACGCCCGUUCAAGGUCUUGAACUAGUCGAUCCCAGGAUGCAGCAGGAAAUGAGCCGAAAGCGGAAAGCAGAAGAGGAUAGAUGGUUCAAGGGAGGAACCUUCACGCAAGUUGGUGGAAGUGGAAGUAUGGGACCCCCACCGGUGCCUAAUAAGAGAGUUGAUACGGGAGCUGGGAAGAUGGCUCCUCCGCCUUUGCCGGUGAAGAAGUAGAGGUUCCUGAUAGGCGGGCUGUAUUAGUGGAUCUUUGGCUGGAGUUGGGGCAUUGGGAUGGCGUUCUUUUUUUCUUUUCCCUUCUUGCUUAUUUAAGCGAGAGUUGGUGGAUAGCACCGCAGGAGGAGACGUGUAUUAGUAUGAAAAGUAACAUAGUGCUUUGCGCUGAUUGGUAAUUGAGGUUACCAAAUAGUAAGACUUUUGUCUUGUAAUAGGAAUUUUUUAAGUGGUG
Messenger RNA from Hymenoscyphus albidus, 2228 nucleotides. The record is from the annotation of a GenBank genome assembly. Lineage: Eukaryota; Fungi; Ascomycota; Leotiomycetes; Helotiales; Helotiaceae.